Myxozyma melibiosi is the source of this 2250-nucleotide messenger RNA. RefSeq lists its product as uncharacterized. Gene Ontology annotation, molecular function: RNA polymerase II cis-regulatory region sequence-specific DNA binding; DNA-binding transcription factor activity, RNA polymerase II-specific. Gene Ontology annotation, biological process: regulation of transcription by RNA polymerase II. The record is from RefSeq and is a predicted model, not a curated record. Gene Ontology annotation, cellular component: PcG protein complex; chromatin; transcription regulator complex. The transcript has a single exon. NCBI's taxonomy places the organism in Eukaryota, Fungi, Ascomycota, Lipomycetes, Lipomycetales, Lipomycetaceae. The coding region runs from base 426 to 1856 and encodes 476 amino acids.
GGCGGCAGUCUAGUACCAUUGUGAUCAGCGUACUUUGUAUCGGAGUCAGAUUUUAACUUUCGAGACACCGGGUCAGACCGCGCAGGGAGGUACGUAGCUCGUAACCUGCUGCUCGCCUGUGUGUGCCUCUUUUAGUCGAAAAGCUCGAGCCGCGCUGUAACUUUUUCCAAGCGAUGGCUGAACGGACUAAAAAGAACGACGGACAUCGACGACGACCGACCCGGCAGACCCUUAGCAGGCACUCAAAAGGAAAAAAAUAAAAAACAUACACCUCCCGCUCUCUGCUCGACGCUGGCUUCCUCUGGUAUAUAUAUCCAAUAUCGCCGGCCGCUCCGUGUUCCUCCUUCCUGGCCUUCUCCUCUUCUGCUUCCUCCCGCUCCCUCCUUCUACACUCUUGCUUCUUGCCCUUCCCAACAGCGAGCACUAUGAUCCCGCAUGUCAUCACUGCGUCGGGACGCUCGGUGAGCCUGCUCUGCGACGAACCAACACAACAACAACAACAGCAGCCUCCCCCGCCGCCGCUCAGAGCCCCCACCAGCCUACCUCAGCAUCCUCCCGCCCAAGCGCCCGCUCCUCCCCACACGCUUCCGCUGCCGUCACACUCCGUCGCUCACGCCCUUCCGCAACCGCCCUUCCAGCCCUCGAUCUCCUCGCUCUCGCCGCCCGUCGCGCACUCCCAGCAGCCGCCCGCGAUGCACUACACCUACGCGCGACGGCCGGUAUCCUCCGACUCUGCGGUGCAAUGGUACCACCCAGUCGCCUCCGCCGCCGCCGUGGGCUACCUGCCUGCCGGUGCGCCCAAAGCCUACGCGCAGUACCAGUCCCCGCCUUCGCAUCACCAGCAACCACCUCCCCAGAUGCAGCAACUCCACCACCCCGAACAGCAACUCUACGCCCUGCCUAUCGUCUCCUACAUGCAACCCCAGCACCCUCUGCAACCCGCCUCCGCCGCUGCUCCACCAUCCACCGUCGCAGCAGCAGUGCCAAAGGACGCGCCCAGCAGUACACCACCGACCCCGCGCUCGCCGCCCGUGCGUCGAAGCGGCUCCCGCGGCAGCGGCCGAACAGUCAACUCGCGCUCUCCGUCGCCGAACUCGCAGGAGCCCCGGAAGACGCGCCGGUACUCGUGCCACUGCGGCAAGUCGUUCACGACCUCGGGCCACCUCGCGCGGCACACGCGCAUCCACACCGGCGAGAAGAACUACGUGUGUCCCGAGGAAGGCUGCGGGGCGCGCUUCUCGCGACAGGAUAACUGCAUGCAGCAUUUCCGUACGCAUCAGGUGGCGACGUCGGCCAAGAACGGCAGCGUGUCGAGCGCGAGCGGCAAGGCCGGCCGAAGCAAAGCCGGCUCGGCGUCGUCUGCCUCCUCGGGCACGUUCUUUUCGCCGCAAAACACGCGCAAGCGCAUGUCGUCCUCGUCGUCGUCUAUGAGCUCGGCGUCGAGCGCGCGACACAGCAGCACGAGCAGCUUACCUACGCGGCAGUCAAUCGACAGAGGAUAUUCGUCUGCCACCGACGACAUCAACACGAAGCCGCCGUCCGAGUCCGCGCUGGACUCCGUCUCGCGCUCGUCCUCGACAUCCUCUUCGUCGUCGUUCUCGUCGCCGGCACACCACGCCUACCUGCCUCCGCAGAGCAGCACGCCCACGCUCGCGCUGCCGCUGCCUCCGCUCGCGAGCACGGUUCGCAUCGGAGAGCUGGCGCGCUCGCCGCCCCGGCUGCAGACGUUGCCGCCUAUCUCUUCAUUGGCGGCGUCGUCGGGCGUCAUGGGACCUAUGCGCGUGAGGAGCCCGGGCGGGAAGAGCGAUGUGAAGCUUGAUGAGCUGGCGUCGAUUGCUACGUCGAUGGUUAUGUGAGGUCUCUCUGAAGAUGUUCACGAAGGAGAACAAUUGUUUGUUUUUGUUUGUUUUUCGCUACAGCGUUAUGGAAAGGUAUUAUUGUGCUUUAUUUAUUGUACUAUAUGUAUAUUUUUGCGCCGCCAUGGAGUGAGAGAUCACACCGUGUGCCGGGCACGGGAUAACUUGGGAUUGCUUUACGUUUUGGACCUAUGAAUUUUACUGGAGUAGAGAUAUCUUGCUGCUAAUUGCUAUUACUUGCUACUGCUAUGACGUUAUGACCUUGUGUUUUUCGGUGGGACGAUAUAUCGGAUCUAUUCUUAGUUGAUUUAUGAUUACGAAUGACGAAAUAUUGUAUACAUACGAACUUCUUGUACAUUUUAUUCUAAUAUACUCAUUUCUCGCAGAACGAGCU